AAGCGCCUUUUUCAACGCAGCCUUCUUCUUGGACGCUAUGCUCAUCAGCCCUACUUCCGUGACAGAGUUACUGGCAUUAUUGAUGAUGAUCAUUCUCCGUUCUCACGCAGAGUAUGAACGAAGAAUUGGAAAAGCCCCAGGCUAG
Messenger RNA from Protopolystoma xenopodis, 145 nucleotides. The record is from the annotation of a GenBank genome assembly. NCBI's taxonomy places the organism in Eukaryota, Metazoa, Platyhelminthes, Monogenea, Polystomatidea, Polystomatidae.